CGGCCCUCGCUCGCUGGAGUUUGCCUGCGCGCUGGGCCUCUCCGGCCCCGAGCCCCGGGCUCCACCGAUCACCGACGGCAGCUCGAUCCGGAGAGUAUGGUGCCAGCGCCCGGGUUAAUCUAGCCCUCGGCUCGCUCCUGUUUUCCUCCUCUCCCUCGCCUCCCUCCUGUGGGUGCUGCCUCCGGGUUCCCGGCGUGUGGGAGUACAACUCUCUGCUUCUCCAAGGAGACUGGUUUGUGACCACCCAACAGAACUUGCCCAUUGAAAGCAAACCCGGAACAGCUGGAUAAUGUCCACUCCGAGCAGAUUCAAAAAGGACAAAGAGAUCAUAGCCGAGUAUGAAAGUCAAGUCAAAGAAAUCCGAGCUCAGCUGGUAGAACAGCAGAAAUGCCUGGAGCAGCAAACGGAGAUGCGAGCUCAGCUGCUCCAGGACCUGCAAGAUUUCUUCCGGAAAAAAGCCGAAAUUGAGACGGAAUAUUCUCGGAACCUAGAGAAGUUAGCAGAAAGGUUCAUGGCCAAAACAAGGAGCACUAAGGAUCAUCAACAGUACAAGAAAGACCAGAACUUGUUGUCUCCAGUGAACUGCUGGUAUUUGCUCCUGAACCAAGUGAGGAGAGAAAGCAAAGACCAUGCUACCUUGAGCGACAUCUAUCUGAACAACGUGAUUAUGCGGUUCAUGCAGAUAAGCGAGGAUUGCACCAGGAUGUUUAAGAAGAGCAAAGAGAUUGCAUUCCAACUUCAUGAGGAUUUAAUGAAGGUUCUUAAUGAGCUUUAUACGGUGAUGAAAACGUACCAUAUGUAUCAUGCAGAGAGCAUCAGUGCAGAAAGCAAGCUGAAAGAGGCUGAGAAACAAGAAGAAAAGCAAAUUGGAAGAUCUGGUGAUCCAGUCUUUCAUAUCAGACUAGAAGAGAGACAUCAGCGGCGGAGCUCUGUAAAGAAAAUUGAAAAAAUGAAAGAAAAGAGACAAGCAAAGUAUUCGGAAAAUAAGCUCAAGUCAAUUAAGGCACGGAAUGAAUAUCUCCUAACCCUUGAAGCAACCAAUGCCUCAGUUUUCAAGUAUUAUAUUCAUGAUCUUUCAGAUUUAAUUGAUUGCUGUGAUCUUGGCUACCAUGCAAGUCUGAACAGAGCCCUAAGAACAUACCUGUCUGCAGAGUAUAACCUUGAAACCUCCAGACACGAAGGCUUAGACAUCAUUGAGAACGCCGUUGACAACUUGGAGCCCAGGAGUGAUAAGCAGAGAUUCAUGGAGAUGUACCCAGCUGCGUUCUGUCCACCAAUGAAGUUUGAGUUUCAGUCUCACAUGGGUGAUGAGGUGUGUCAGGUCAGCGCUCAGCAACCGGUCCAGGCGGAGCUCAUGCUCAGGUACCAGCAGCUGCAGUCCCGACUGGCCACGCUCAAGAUCGAGAACGAGGAGGUUAAGAAAACGACGGAGGCCACCUUGCAGACAAUACAAGACAUGGUCACCAUCGAGGACUACGAUGUGUCUGAAUGCUUCCAGCACAGUCGCUCCACGGAGUCUGUGAAGUCUACUGUCUCGGAAACCUACCUGAGCAAGCCCAGCAUUGCCAAGAGAAGGGCAAACCAGCAGGAGACGGAGCAGUUCUACUUCAUGAAACUCCGAGAAUAUUUGGAAGGUAGUAAUCUCAUCACAAAACUUCAAGCCAAACAUGACUUGUUACAGAGGACCCUUGGAGAAGGUCAUAGAGCUGAAUAUAUGACUACAAGGCCUCCAAAUGUUCCCCCUAAACCCCAGAAACACAGGAAGUCCAGACCCCGCUCCCAGUAUAAUGCUAAGUUGUUUAAUGGGGAUUUGGAAACAUUCGUCAAGGACUCAGGCCAGAUUAUCCCCCUCAUUGUGGAAAGCUGUAUUCGGUUCAUCAAUCUCUAUGGUCUUCAGCAUCAGGGGAUUUUCAGAGUGUCUGGUUCCCAGGUGGAAGUCAAUGAUAUUAAAAAUUCAUUUGAGAGAGGUGAAAACCCUUUGGCUGAUGACCAGAGUAACCAUGAUAUUAACUCAGUUGCUGGCGUUCUGAAGCUCUAUUUCCGUGGGCUGGAAAAUCCCCUCUUUCCUAAGGAAAGAUUUAAUGAUCUGAUUUCUUGUAUCAGAAUAGAUCAUCUCUAUGAGAGGGCGCUUCACAUCCGCAAACUCCUCCUGACCUUGCCCAGGUCGGUCCUUAUAGUGAUGAGGUACCUCUUUGCCUUCCUCAAUCAUCUUUCACAGUACAGUGAUGAGAACAUGAUGGACCCUUAUAACCUGGCCAUUUGCUUUGGCCCAACAUUGAUGCCCGUCCCAGAAAUACAGGAUCAGGUGUCUUGCCAGGCUCAUGUGAAUGAAAUUGUCAAAACCAUCAUCAUCCACCAUGAGACUAUUUUCCCAGAUGCUAAAGAGCUGGAUGGCCCUGUUUAUGAGAAAUGUAUGGCUGGAGAUGACUACUGCGACAGCCCAUACAGUGAGCACGGUACAUUGGAGGAAGUGGAUCAGGACGCUGGUACAGAGCCCCACACCAGUGAGGACGAAUGUGAGCCAAUAGAAGCAAUCGCCAAGUUUGACUAUGUGGGGCGAUCUGCCAGAGAACUGUCCUUCAAGAAGGGAGCCUCCCUGCUGCUGUAUCACCGCGCGUCCGAGGACUGGUGGGAAGGAAGGCACAACGGGGUUGACGGGCUGGUGCCUCACCAAUACAUAGUGGUGCAGGAUCUGGAUGAUGCGUUUUCAGACACCCUGAGCCAGAAAGCCGACAGCGAGGCCAGCAGUGGGCCAGUCGCUGAAGACAAGUCUUCAUCCAAGGACAUGAACUCCCCAACAGACCGGCAUCCUGAUGGCUAUUUAGCCAGACAAAGAAAGAGAGGAGAGCCACCCCCUCCAGUAAGGCGUCCUGGCAGGACCAGUGAUGGCCAUUGCCCUCUCCACCCCCCGAAUGCUCUUUCCAACUCCUCAGUUGACCUGGGGUCCCCAAGCCUGGCCAGUCACCCCCGGGGCCUGCUCCAGAGCCGUGGCCUCAACAAUGACAGUCCUGAGAGGAGGCGCCGGCCGGGCCACGGCAGCCUGACCAACAUCAGCCGGCAUGACUCCCUUAAGAAGAUUGACAGCCCUCCCAUUAGAAGGUCCACGUCAUCAGGGCAAUACACAGGCUUCAAUGACCACAAGCCACUGGACCCAGAGACAAUCGCUCAGGAUAUUGAAGAGACGAUGAACACUGCUUUGAAUGAACUCCGAGAGCUGGAGAGGCAGAGUACAGCUAAGCACGCCCCCGACGUGGUGCUGGAUACCUUAGAACAAGUGAAAAACUCUCCCACCCCAGCCACCUCCACGGAAUCUCUCAGCCCUUUGCACAACGUUGCCCUCAGGAGCUCGGAGCCGCAGAUUCGCCGGAGCACUAGCUCCUCCAGCGACACCAUGAGUACUUUCAAGCCUAUGGUGGCGCCCCGAAUGGGCGUGCAGCUGAAGCCCCCAGCACUUCGGCCAAAACCUGCUGUUCUUCCAAAAACAAACCCCACCAUAGGACCUGCCCCGCCUUCCCAGGGUCCAACAGACAAGUCUUGCACAAUGUGAAAACCAGCUGAGCAAGGUCGUUCGGGAAGGUGAUUAAAAAAAGAAAACGGAUUAGUGACGAAAGUCAACAAUCCAUAACUUUCCUUAGUUUUGUGCUUUUAACUGGAGAUCUUUUGGCUUUUCUAUGUUCUCGAAUGUAAUGUCUGCGACUAGCUAAAUUAACAUGGGCAUUUGUAUUUUGUAAUUUCUUUCUUUUUUUUAAAAUAACUGGACAUACGUCGUUUUAAAGACAAUAGAAACACUUAGACUUACUUGAAAAUCCAAUGCUGCACCAUUUGUAAUGAAGGCAACACCACUCUGCUCUCCACAUUGUACAGUACUUCAGGUCUAGCGUAGCCCGGGUGAGUCAGAAAUGUCUGGCCCCGAAGGCCUGAGAAUCUGAGCUCGAGGCCUUGGAGUAUAACCAGUGUUGGGCUGUGGCAACUUGGGGUCAUGGCUGAAGGGCGGUAACGGCAUUGUUUGGUAGCUGACUGUGAGCACCUCUGAUUCCAUGCUGUGGGGCAGGGGCCAGCUCAUGCUAAAGACUUGCCAUUGUCACAGUGGGAUCUUCCCAGUGUUACUUGCAGCCCAGCACCUGAAUGAGUCGGAUGAUUGCCUCUUUCAUAACAGUCGUUUCCCUGGGUCCAGGUUAAAGACUCAGUGGAAGGGGGUAGAACCUCUGCAGUUAUUGCUUGAACCAAACCUGGGAAAGGAGAGAGAGACAGUCCUCCAAGCUAUUGAUGUGACUCCUUCCACGAGCCUGGUCAGGCCCCAGAGGAUUUCCAAGUACAUCCCCUGCAUUCACAAAGGACUAGAACAGUCUAAUUUUAAAGACUUUCUGGUUAUACUGCUCCACAAACUCCUUCAGAGAUCUGUUGUUUAAUAACUGACUAGAAAAUACUUCUAGCUCCUCUAAAAUCCCCAUGUUCUCCUCUGGAAAUGGAGAAAGCAAGCAGCACACAAGUCCUUGGUUCCUUUAAACAUGCUACAGAGGCCUGAUGAUCCUAAAUUGAAUCCUCAGCUCUCCUCUACGUUUGUCUCUUUUAGCCAACCCAGAACUGGCUGUGGUACUGGCCGUAGCGGGGAGGAUUACCUCAUGGUUACAGGAUGGUUUCCUCCCAAUUUUGCACCCGGGGACCAUGACUUUUCUUUAUUUCAGAUGGUCUCUACGUAACUCACAUCGUCAGCUGAACUCCUUUAGGGACCCUCUUUCUCUGACAUCCUAGGACGUAAACAAUUUUGCUUUAGCCCGUAUUUGUGCUAUAUUUUCCCUCUAAAAAAGGUUGCUUUGAAUUCAGUUGUUUUUACUAAGGUACAAAUCACCACUCUCUCAGCAGCAGCGGCUUAUAUCAUCUGUAAAUCUAUGAGUAUUUUAAUACUCCAUCAUUGAACUUACUGAUGAAGACACUUUUUUUUAGGAAAAUUGGGUGGCCAAAACUAACCACUCUGGACCACCGUUGAUUUCCUCCUAGGUUUGGUUUCAAACUGGCAGCCAAUUGCAUGCCAACCUGAGUUACACAGUGUGGACUCAGCCCAUUGGGGAAUGCAUCCUGCAGGAAAGAAUGAAGAUCUGUCCUAAAGUCAAGAUCAUUACUUUGAUCUCUACCUCAGUUUGCCAGUCCAAUCAUUCUAAUGCAGAGAGAGAUUAAUUAAUGAGAUAUUGUCACCUUUCAAAGUCACACUGCUGGUUGCUUGCCUGCAGUCUAAUUUCACAAAUGGAUUCAAUAGUGGAAUGUUUUUCCCAGGUAUGGUAAACUUCUAAACCUUUGAAUUUUCAGGACCAUCCUUUUUGCCCAUUUUGAAAAAGAGGCCCAGCCCAGCAUCUUGUCCAACCCCUCACCAUUUCUCUUGAGCUUUAGUGGCCCUUUGUCACCUUAGACACCGUGGAAACCCAGCCAGGACUGAGUCUUUGAACAGCACCAAUGCUUUUAAACUAUUUUCCCAAAUUCCCCUGGAAAUUUAAACUUUCAUAAAUAAUCUCCCCGGUCUUUCCAGAUUCCACUCUGGUUUCUAAUUCUCUGUUGCUAGAUGGGGAAAAAGAAGCAGAGAAUACAUCUAGAAGUAAUGGGGGAAGGGACUUCAAAUCUUCUAGAAAUUAAAAUAAAAAGAUUGUUAAAAACCAUUUUCCAUCUUUGAUGGAAGAGUGAGAUGUUAACAGAGGGCAUCAAAAGGACAAAGGUGUUUUGAAUUUAUUAAUUGUGAGGGGUUUUUUACAAGCUGUAGCUUUUCAGAUCUUCCUCCUGCAAGCUCAUUUCUUCAGACUGCUCCCUGGCAAUCCUCCCCAGUGUCUCCUCUCUUUGGUGUUUACACCUGUGAUGGAAUGAGGCUUGCCUUUCCACCACCAAAUCAGGACUCCGCUGCCUUGGCUGCAGAGGACAUGCUGCUCCAGAGCCUCAGAGCCUCAGAGGCUGUGCCUUCUUCCAGGAAACAGCUCCUAAUACUCUCCCAUCCCUCCCUGCCUUUACCUGUCUCUACUUUUUCUCCCUAAACCCCUGUUGUCACCCUGAGGCUUUUUGUUUUUUUUGCAAUUCCCAGGGAAGGAUGUGACCUCAAAGUGAGUAAGCACUCAAUAAGGACUCACCUAUCUUUAAUUUGUUUAGUAAAAUCUGCAGAUUCCAGGGAUAAGACAAGGUGGCCACUUCACAAAGGAUUCAAAGUAACACCCAGUAAGCUCCUUAAAAGCUUCAGCAGCUUUUAACAGGGUGCCCUGUUAUACGGCCUUCUUUAUAGCCACAGAUGUAGUACACAGUGGGGAGGUGGGAAGGUGCAGGAAUGGGGAGAGAAGAAAGAAAAUGAGUCCUUGAGAUGUUACGCCCCAGUUUCUAGGAUCUCAUCAGUACCCGUGCAGUUUGGGAAGGGGACAUUUUGAUGAUGGGUAAAUAAUGGUUCUGCAAAGAUUACCUGACUCCACUUAUACAAGCAUAUGUAUUCACAGCUGAUAUGACUAUGUGCAUGUCCUGUCCACAGAACUCACUAGAUUUACCAAGUUGGCCGUUUGGUUUGAGUUGGGGAUGUUGAGACAGGAUUGUUAGGAUAGAGUGAAAGGUACUUAAUAUACGUUUUCUGAUGAGUGUUCUGUAAAUUAUUUCAACCUGUCAAAUGGCCCUUUGUGGAGCUCCAUGUUCAAGUUCAGUGUCAACACCGUUGUUCAACAGUUUUGCACAUUUUCACACGAUGUAAUCUGACUUUGGUGCCCCUGAGCCAUCCAUAGAAUAACUUGCAGCAGGGUCCCACUUAAUCUACUGCAAUGAGCAUGAACAUUUACCAAGGGAUGUCUAGCGCCAAGGUCAAAUUGUAUCAGUUAAGAGUUUGCAGUCUUUGUACUUUCGCCAUUCCCAAAAAUGGGUUUAUAAUUUAAUUAAAGAAAAGAAGAAGAGGGCGGGUAGGGGUCUUCUUAGCAUUUGAGAAUGACUGAAGAAACUUUCCUCUGAUCAUCAUAGCCUCUGAAAUCCAAAGGUAAAGAGCCUCUGGGUCUGUUGAGGGGUUUAGAGGACUUCGGAUUUGGGAUGACCUUCAUUUAUUCCUGACCUCAGGAGUGAGAGGCCAUGAAUUCUGGAAAUGCACUUAGGACUGAGUCUUGCUCUGAGUCAUCUACGCCAGAGGCGCCGAGCCACGAGCAGCGUAGAAGUGAAGACUGUCCCUACUGCAGACCACCCCCUGAGCUGAAAACCCAACCUCCAGCUGGGCUGGGGUGUCAGGUGUGGUGCAGGGUGACUGGCAUAGCUUCUCGCAGAUCAGCAAAACAAACUGGAAAUCAAGCUUUCACUUACCCUAGUAUACUCUCUUUAAAAAAAAAAAAAAGUCUACGUGGUAUAAUCGAGAUGGGUACCUGUAUCUUUAAAUUACAUAGGGAAUUUUGUAUGUUUAAAUAAUUGUACUGGGUUCCGUAAUGCUUAUCUUAGAAGCUGUUUAGUAAAAGAAAAUAUAUAAACCGUGCGUUUGUGAAUGCCCCCUUAGAGCAUUCAUCCAAGUUCAAUGUGUAGUGUGAUGGUUAUUAUAGAUGUUUAAAGAAUGGUAAGAGGCUGUGUAACAGGAGAGACUGCUAUUUACCUAUGGACCUGAGGGUAACUCCUCCCCAGUAAUUAAAUCAGUAUUGUCCUUUCCUGUCGGUUUGAUCAAUUGCAGUACUGGUAGCUUCCUGCUUGUGACUGUUAGCUAAUUGUGUCAAUGUACAUCUGUAGUAUGUACAUGUGAAAGUGCCUUCUACUUUAGAGGCGUUGUAGCCUUGCUCUUUCCUGUUGCCCGCCCACCUGCUCCCCCUCCCCCUCCCCCACGCCCACCUGAGUGUUUUGACGCUUCCUCCUCUCUCCCAGCUGCUUCUCCAUCCCCACCUUCCUGUGCCUCGGUGCUCAGUAUUGUCUGUCUUGCAUCCUUGUCGGUCAUCAGCCUGUCUCCUUGUAGCCGUGACUGUGCCUUGUCUGCCCCCAAAGCAACUCUCCGGUGCCCCCCAUCCCGGCUCCUCCCUACCCCCGCCCCCACCACCUGCUGCUGACGGCCUGUGCUGCCUGUGCUCUGUCCUGCCUCUUACCAUGACAUUCCCUGUCUCCGAGGUGAAAUUAAAGGGGGAUGCUAUUACAGUUCGGGAAGAGAAAACAAUGUUUUGUUAAUCUGUUGUGACAAUGCACUUUUAUGUAUAGUACUGUACAUUUUGGCAUGUACCAUUCCAGGCUUCAGUAUACAGUCAGGUCUGUUCUUCAUGGUGUAUCUUUAUAAUAAAUAAGAUAGUUCUGGC
Diceros bicornis minor is the source of this 8258-nucleotide messenger RNA. It is a transcript of the gene SRGAP1, whose product is annotated as SLIT-ROBO Rho GTPase activating protein 1. Gene Ontology annotation, biological process: negative regulation of cell migration; signal transduction. Lineage: Eukaryota; Metazoa; Chordata; Mammalia; Perissodactyla; Rhinocerotidae. Gene Ontology annotation, cellular component: cytoplasm. The transcript has 22 exons. Bases 290 to 3547 code for a protein of 1085 amino acids. The record is from RefSeq and is a predicted model, not a curated record. Gene Ontology annotation, molecular function: GTPase activator activity; protein binding.